AUGAAGUUAGUUUUCAGUGCUUGGGGAAUUUCGGCAUCCAGGUAUUUGUGAAUUGCUUAAGCAAAUAGGCCAGCCUCUGCGCUCUGGGAUGCGAACAGACGUGGCCCACUAAUUAAUUUGCAUAAAUAACGAGGCUUGCGAUGCUACUCCAAUCAGUUGGGGUUUCAAAGAUGCUGCGCGGAACAUUUUAUUCGCUGAUCUUCGCACUUGCCGUUGCCCAGCUGGCGGCCACGCCCAUUGUGCACGAAGGCAAUGAACUUGUGCGCAAGACGCGACACAUUGGAGGCGGUUUUAUAGGCGGUGGCAUAGUGGCUGGAGGCGCUGCUGGUGGUGCCGUUGGUGGUUACCUCGCACCACCUGUCAUACAAACUGUGCCCGUGAUACAAACUGUGCCGAUUAUUACGACCGUGCCGGUUGUGUCCACCAUAUCCACGGUGCCCAGCUAUGGUUAUGGCGGUGGUUAUGGCAGUGGCUUUGGUCGAAGUCUCGGCGGUGGCAGCUUUCUUGGCGGUGGCAUUGGCUUUGCCAAGUUCAAAGGCAUUGGCUUUGGCGGUUUCUUGGGCUGAAAGUCAGGAGUCAAUGUGGAUAUAGAAAGAAAUGUAUAUAUAUAAAUUAAAA
Drosophila navojoa is the source of this 618-nucleotide messenger RNA. Its product is annotated as keratin, type II cytoskeletal 1. The record is from RefSeq and is a predicted model, not a curated record. NCBI's taxonomy places the organism in Eukaryota, Metazoa, Arthropoda, Insecta, Diptera, Drosophilidae.